AUUAAUAUUUUAUUUUAUGCCCGGGUAGAAAUCACUUAUAGGUAGAGUGGAUCCCGUCUCAUGUGGAGUGAUCUUUGCCCCCACCGUCAAGUGUGCAAGAGGGAAUCCGAAUUCAGAAUUCAACCUUAAGAGAGAUCUGUUAAGAUUGGCAGGCUUAUGAAGGGCUUCCUAGUUAAACUGUUUGCCUUUUAAUCUAACCAAAUAGGAUUAAAAAUGGCCUUUGGGGUUUAAAUAAUGUAAACUUCAGACAUCAGAACAUGCUAUCCAAGGCUACACUCUCCAUACAACCCAUAGUAGCCAAACAGCCACUGAUAAUCCCGCCAUUGUUGCUCUUCAACAGAACCACUUCAUCAACAACCACUCUCCUCUCAAUCCCACCUCACACAUCCACAGAUCAAACCAACCAAACAAUCCAUUUCACCAAUACUGACACCCAACAUUGCCAUCUCUCUUACAGCAACCUCUUCUCUCUCCUAAAGUGCCCACCCAAUCUCUCCGAAGCCAGAAGGUUACACUCUCUCCUCCUUGUUGGUGGUUUCUUCACCACCAACAGGGUCUUGGGUUCACAGCUCGUCAACGUCUAUGUCGAAUUGGGCAGUUUUGAAGAAGCUUUGCUUGUCUUCCAUAAACUUCCCCAGAAGAACAACAUUGCUUGGAAUGCGAUUCUCAGGGGUUUUGUGCAGGUUGCUCAGUUUUCUGAAGCAAUCGAGUUCUAUCACUUGAUGCUCACACAAGGCAUAGUCCCUGAUAAUUUUACCUACCCAUUAAUUCUAAAGGCUUGUUCUGGGAUAUGUGCACUUGAAGAAGGGAAAAGGGUUCUAGAAUUGAUCCGAUUCAAUGAAACUUCUCGCGGUAUAAAACCAAAUAUCUAUGUUGAAUGUGCCAUGGUAGAUAUGUUUGCCAAAUGUGGCAGCUUGGUUGAAGCGCGGAUGGUGUUUGAAGAAAUGCCCAGGAAAGAUUUAGCUUCCUGGACCGCGAUGAUAUGCGGAACUGUGCAGAAUGGGGAUUGGAUUGGAGCUUUUUGUUUCUUCAGAAGGAUGAAAUUGGAAGGAAUACGGCCUGAUUCGCUGAUUGUUUCUGGUCUUCUUCCGGCAUGUGGUAGAUUGGAGGCUAGGAAAGUGGGAAUGGGAUUGCAAGGCUGUGCUGUUAGGAGUGGCUUUGAUAGCGAUUUGUUUGUUUCGAAUGCUUUAAUGGAUAUGUACUGUAAAUGUGGGAAAACCCGUGAAGCUUACUGUGUGUUUUGCAGCAUGCAGUAUAAGGAUGCAGUCUCUUGGAGUACCUUGAUUGCUGGUUACUCGCAAAAUAGCCAAUACCGGGAGAGUGUAGAGUUGUAUCUGGAAAUGAAGAGCAAUGGUGUAAAAACUAAUGCAGUCUCCGCGGCAAGUGUUCUUCCUGGAUUUGCCAAGCUCAGAAUGUUGAAACAAGGAAAGGAGAUGCACAACUAUAUCCUAAAACAAGGGUUUGAAUCUGAUAUUGUUGUAGCAAGUGCAUUAGUUGAUAUGUAUGUCAACUGUCAUUCCACAAGAGAAGCACAACACAUUUUUGAAAUCAUGUCUGACAGGGACAUCACAAUAUGGAAUUCAAUGAUUGCAGGGCAUGCUUUCAGUGAGAAUUUUGAUUUAUCUUUUAGGAUCUUUAGAAGAAUCUGGGAAUCUAAACUUGAACCGAACUCUAUAACAUUGGUGAGCAUCCUUCCAAUUUGUACUGAGGUGGGGAGUCUCAAACAUGGAAAGGAGAUUCAUGGUUAUGCAACUAGAAGCGGUUUGGGAAUGGUUGUUUCUGUUGGAAAUUCUCUAAUAGAUAUGUACUGUAAAAAUGGUUGCCUAGAGCUUGGAGUGAAGGUAUUUAAUAUGAUGACAGUAAAGAAUGUUGUGACAUAUAAUACAAUUAUAUCUGCUCAUGGGAUCCACGGACAGGGAGAGCGGGCUUUAUCAUUCUUUGAUCAAAUGAAGGCCGCAAAAGUUAGGCCUAACAGAGUUACCUUUAUAGGACUACUGUCUGCUUGUAGUCAUGCUGGUCUAAUUGAUAGAGGUUGGUUUUUCUACAAUUCCAUGAUAGAUGAUUAUGAUAUGAUGCCAGAUAUGGAACACUAUUCAUGCAUGGUGGACCUUCUUGGUAGAGCAGGCCAUCUUGGGGAUGCAUGCAAUUUUAUCAGAGGGAUGCCGGUUGAGCCGGACAUUAAUGUUUUGGGAAGCUUACUCGGUGCUUGCAGAGUUCAUAACAAGGUGGAGCUUGCUGACUUUGUUGGAAGGCAAAUUUUCAAGAAGAAUUCAAAAGAUUCAGGCUAUCAUGUUCUUUUAGCGAAUAUAUAUGCAUCCACUGACAGAUGGGAAGAUGUCUCGAAGCUUAGAACUAUGAUAAAAGAGAAGGGUUUGAUAAAGAAACCUGGAAAAAGCUGGAUUGAUUUAGGAGGUUGUAUUCAUAUCUUCCAUGCCAGAGGCACAAAGCAUCCAGAAUUCAAUAAGAUCCAAGAGACACUAGGAAGUUUAUUGUUGGAGAUGACGAAUGAAGGGUAUAAGCUGGUCCCUAGUUUCUUGUCCAAUGAUCUUGUGGGUGACGGUGAGGAGCUAUAGAAUUAAGUGAACUAAUAACUUUGACAUUGAUGGCAAUAGAUCAUUCAGAAGGAAUUUAUUGAACUCCAGGGGACCAUGGUUGUCCAAGAAGUAUUUAUCAAUAGUUGAUUUGCAGGAUGCUUGGAGUAGAAUUCACAUGAUCUUGUUGGAGCAACAUCAUGUACAAAUCUACCUUUCAAUAUAUAUAUAUAUAUAUAUAUAGUUUACAAAAAGUGUAUAAUAUUUUAAAUAGUCAAAAAUUAAUAAGUUGACAUCCCCACCUUCCCUAUUCCACUUCAUCUUUCUUUUUUUCAUUUGUUUUUCUUUUGGUGGUGCUGGGGGAACAAUUUCUUAGGAUUCUAAGUUGAUGGUACUUUUGCAACAUCUAUUGAUUCAUCUGAGAUCAAAAUCUUGAACAAAUUU
Cornus florida is the source of this 2975-nucleotide messenger RNA. Its product is annotated as putative pentatricopeptide repeat-containing protein At3g01580. NCBI's taxonomy places the organism in Eukaryota, Viridiplantae, Streptophyta, Magnoliopsida, Cornales, Cornaceae. The record is from RefSeq and is a predicted model, not a curated record. Gene Ontology annotation, molecular function: RNA binding; protein binding. Gene Ontology annotation, biological process: RNA modification. The transcript has a single exon. The coding region runs from base 258 to 2573 and encodes 771 amino acids.